Messenger RNA from Spodoptera exigua (beet armyworm), 1643 nucleotides. Lineage: Eukaryota; Metazoa; Arthropoda; Insecta; Lepidoptera; Noctuidae. The record is from the annotation of a GenBank genome assembly.
GGGUUGACUAAAUGUUCAUUAUCACAGAGUACAUUGAAUAUACUGAUUCAUUAUGACUAUGUUGUGCUUUACAGUGCUAUAAUUAUUAAAUAAUAUCUGUUAUAUCAUUCCGGCAUAAUAUAAAGACAGUGUCAAUUCAAGUCUGAUAGUUUCCAAAUUGUUUACUUAACUAUAAACAAUGACUGAAACUAAAUUAAAUAAUGUAAUGAAAAUUGAUGAAUAUAACGCAAUUCUUAACGAUUUUAAUAAGCUAACAUCAUAUAGCCGAAAAUCUGAAAAUGAAUUGAAGAAGAAAUAUAAACAUUUACCACAGACUACUUUGGGUAGCAUUAUAUCGUCAUUAGUUCAGAGAUCAAUGAAACACAGCUACAGAAAAUCUCCACAAAUAUCCAGUAAAUACCAUGAAUUUUAUGAGGGACUAAUGCGAGACAAAAGUAAAGAAAAUGUUAUUUUGCAGCUCUCAGACUGUCAAGGUAUAAGUCCAGCAUUGUUUGCAAGAUCACUCUUACAAGGUGUAUAUUCUGACUCAUCUUUAGCAAAGAAAUGCAUCAAAGAUACAACUCUAAUAGAAGAGAAAGACUUAGCUUACCAAGUCUUUAUGGGAAUAAUGAAUGACAACCAAUAUGGACCCUAUGCAGAUAUAAUCAAACAGUCAAUUGGAUUGGAAUAUGAGCUGAGAUUAGAAAGGGAAUUAAGGCUUAUGAAUAUUACAUUUUCUGAUGAAAGUGUUCUUAGAUCUCGUGGAUAUGACAAAACUCCAGAUUUUAAGUUGGAUGUACCCAUUGCUGUUGAUGGUUUUAUUGUAAACUGGAUAGAGAGUAAAGCUCUGUUUGGAGAUGAAGAAAAUCACUCUGGAUAUUUAAAGGAACAACUAACUUGCUACUGGAAUAGAUUUGGGCCAGGCUUAGUAAUAUACUGGUUUGGGUACUUGGAAACUUUGGAUUCAACACCAGAAGUUAAUAACAUGUUUAUACUACGCACCAGUUUUCCAGAAAAAUCUAGUAUAACACAGUAUAAAAUGGAUAUUUAAUUUAAAAAAUAAAUAUUAUUAUAUGACUUCAAUCUGAUUGUUUUUAUGCCUUAGCUGCCCUCUUCUCAUUCAUCUUUGAAGCAACAAAUGCAUUGCGCCUAGCCCUUGUAAGUAUGGUCACCAGAUGGCAAGACCACCCCUUCUUCAUAUCCAAAAAUCACCCAAUCAAUCAGUGUAUGUUUGUAAAGACACCCAUGACAUGACACAGGAGAAAAUCCUAAAUGGGGCAACAUUUUCUUUUGAAUCCAUAGUUACGCGUGUCCAUGGGGAGUUUUGCGAUCGAUAAUAAAAUUUAAAUAAUUUAUGGCUUUUCAAGCAUCACUUUGUUAUAUCUUCAAUACUUUUCGCAGCGUUCGCGAUUAGAGAUCUUUUUAUACUCUGAUACACCCGGGUUAUACACACAAUCAAACCUACCACACUAGCAUUUUCUCCUGUGUUUACAAUUAUACACAUCAAACCCAGACCCGGAACAACGAUUUGCGGUUUACACAAAGAGUUGUUCCGUGUGGGUAUCGAACCUGCGACACAGUGCAGACUUGCUUUUUUUUAAUAAAGAUAUGCGUCGAAAAAUUACUGCAUAAUUUUCACGUAAUAUGCUCUCAGUAUUGGGGAA